Purpureocillium takamizusanense is the source of this 399-nucleotide messenger RNA. RefSeq lists its product as uncharacterized. The transcript is spliced from 2 exons. NCBI's taxonomy places the organism in Eukaryota, Fungi, Ascomycota, Sordariomycetes, Hypocreales, Ophiocordycipitaceae. The record is from RefSeq and is a predicted model, not a curated record. The coding region runs from base 1 to 399 and encodes 132 amino acids.
AUGCAGGCGCAGACCCUAACUACGCCCUCGUCUCACCGCGCUGCAGCUUCCAAGGCUUUCGAAGCCGCCAUUGCCGGUCUCGAGCCCAAGGUUCUCUCCGAUCAGGGCGUGCUAGUCGGCUCUCAAAUCUCAUUCAAGGAGGCGCACGAGCGCCUCGAGGAAUUUGAUAUCCUUAUCAUCCUUGGCGGCAACUCGCAGGAGGUGCUGGACAAGGAGCUCGAGCCUCUUGGCCUGAUCAACGACUUUGCCGAGCUCCAGAAGAAGGACAGGGGCGCUGGCGGGCGGGGAGGCUACACAGUACCGUGGGCCAAGCGGCGACGAGAGAGCUCAGCAUCGGGAGAAGGCUGCAAGGGAGUGAACACGGACGGCAGGGACCAGCGUAUCUCGUCAUACAGAUAG